AUGAAAUGGCCGGAUUGGUUUUGGCGGCAGAUGAUUUCGGAUAACGAAAUAUUUUCAUUUCCAAUUUCUAUACUCACUGGUCCAGAUGGUGAACAAAACUUCGAAAUGGUACGAGCUGCUGCAUGGCAGUCUCGUCACAAGUCGGAUUACAAUUUCGAUCGACUCCUCGCGGAUCUGUAUCCAGAUGGUCAGCCGGAGUUAACAUUGGAGAUGAUCCAUAUGGUUUCUUAUGUUAAGAAAGUCGCUCCACCUGGAACACUGGAUGCAUUUCCAUCUGCACUUCAAAGCGCCGAAUCAUGGAUCAGAGAUAAAUGGCGCUUUCAAGAGAGGGAUUUCGUUAAUAUGGCGCAUGGUUCACAAUCUCCGGAACCUGCUACAUCACUAAAAAAGGGUUUAAAAAUUAUUGAAACAGUUGAGCCUUGUUCAAACCCUGUUGUCGAAGUUAAGAAACCGAAUGAUGCGGAAAUCAUGGAAGUUGGUCAGCAUACUCCGAACAAUGAUGAUUUAGAACCGAUAAAAAUUAAAGCUAAUCGUACACUUCCUGGAUUUGAAACUAUUCUGAAAUGUGGGAGGACCCCUGAAGCGGGCGAUACUAUGUUGAAUAAAGUUGAUUCUAUGGCUUUCAACACUCCACUUGAUAUAGACGGACGGAUUAAUCGUAUGUUUGAUAAGACGCAGUUAAGUUUCGCGAAUACAAAACUUGUGAAUGAUUCCCAGUGGAAUGAAGCUACUCAAGCAUCGUUUCUGUGCACAAAUUUGUCGCCUACUAAUAGUCUAAAUACAAGAAGAAAGACUGUUUUUUGUUCUCCUGACUCACCACCCUGUAUGUUUGUACAGCGAUCAAAGGGGUCCUCCAACGGAAAACAGCCUAGAUUGUCUUCAGAAAAACGUUCUGCGGAUACAUCUGAAAAUGAAAAUAAGGCAGCACAAAGUAACGAUGCAUCUUCCUCUUCCCUAGAUGGUGUAAACGGUCUAAAGAAAAUAAAUACGGGAGAUGCUAAUACUGAUCAGUUGAAAUCAAAUGUAUUGAAUAUAUUUUACGAUCCUUUAGGCCUAGAAACAACCAAUUGGUAUGAUGAUGGUCAAGUAGUGAAGAUUAAUAAUGGGGAGAAAUCAACGGUUACUUCGAAACCAACUAAUUCUCCGUCUGAAGAUAAACAAACUGCUCUCAGAUCUGCUGAUAUUCCUCUUGAUGAUAUUAGUACAAAAAUGAAUGUUCACAUGGAUGAUACUUAUCUGUUAGAAUUUUUGGAUCGUAAUCUGGCUAACAUUGAUUCUAGAAAUACCAAUAUUGUUAGUCAACCAAAUAUUCUGCAAUCUUCUCCAAUAGCUUUUAUGCAAGAUAUGCUUGAACAAGCCAUGAAAACUGUGAAACAUAAGCGUCAACAGUGA
Molecule: messenger RNA, 1392 nt
Organism: Trichobilharzia regenti
Lineage: Eukaryota; Metazoa; Platyhelminthes; Trematoda; Strigeidida; Schistosomatidae
Source: the annotation of a GenBank genome assembly